This is a messenger RNA of Neurospora tetrasperma FGSC 2508, 2158 nucleotides long. RefSeq lists its product as uncharacterized. NCBI's taxonomy places the organism in Eukaryota, Fungi, Ascomycota, Sordariomycetes, Sordariales, Sordariaceae. The transcript has 3 exons. Bases 184 to 1956 code for a protein of 590 amino acids. Gene Ontology annotation, molecular function: D-xylulokinase activity. Gene Ontology annotation, cellular component: cytosol. The record is from RefSeq and is a predicted model, not a curated record. Gene Ontology annotation, biological process: xylulose metabolic process; D-xylose metabolic process.
CUCUUCAUCUACUCUUUCUGAACCUUUCCUGUCUUUCAUCUGUACCGUUUUGAGUUUUUGAAGCCAGCGAGUGAUAUCCCAAAGAGCUCUUGCGCAGUAUCGCCAUAUUUGUCGUCGAGCUCUCCUCGACUCAUAAAAGAUUGAAUUCAUCGACAACGUAUAAUUUACACGCAGAAAUCCACAAUGUCUGAGGGACCUCUUUACCUUGGGUUUGACUUGUCAACUCAGCAGCUAAAAGCAAUCGUAAUCCAGUCCGACCUCUCCGUUGUUUCCUCCGCUAAGGUUGACUUCGACGGCGACUUCGGCGCCAAAUAUGGCAUCAAGAAGGGUGUCCAAGUAAACAAAGUCGAUGGUGAGGUUUUUGCGCCCGUUGCCAUGUGGCUUGAGGCCCUCGACCUCGUCCUCCAACGCCUUCAGGAGGCCAAGACCCCUCUCAACCGCAUCCGUGGUAUCAGUGGUUCUUGCCAACAACAUGGCAGUGUGUACUGGAGCCGAGAGGCUGAGAAGCUUCUCGCAGAGCUACAAGCGGAUAAGCAGAGGGGGGAUCUGGUGGAUCAGUUGAAGGGAUCCUUCUCCCAUCCUUAUGCGCCCAACUGGCAGGACCACAGCACGCAGGCUGAGUGUGAUAAGUUUGAUGAGGCUCUUGGGACAGCGGAGAGGUUGGCCCACGCUACGGGAAGUGCGGCACAUCAUCGCUUCACUGGCCCUCAAAUAAUGCGCCUCCGCCGCAAGCUCCCCGACAUGUACGCCUCCACCUCGCGCAUCUCCCUUGUCUCUUCCUUCCUCGCGUCUCUCUUCAUCGGCUCCGUGGCGCCCAUGGACAUCUCCGACGUCUGCGGCAUGAAUCUCUGGGACAUUCCCAGCAACACUUGGUCCGAGACUCUCCUCGCCCUGGCCGCCGGUGGCUCUACCGAAGGCGCCGCCGACCUCAAGGCCAAGCUAGGCGAAGUCCGUCUCGACGGCGGCGGCAGCAUGGGCAAGAUCAGUCCUUACUUCGUUGGCAAGUACGGCUUCUCCUCGGACUGCGAGAUCGCGCCCUUCACUGGCGACAACCCGGCCACGAUCCUCGCCCUCCCGCUCCGCCCGCUCGACGCUAUUGUGUCUCUAGGAACCUCCACCACUUUCCUGAUGAUCACGCCCGUCUACAAGCCUGACCCAUCUUACCACUUCUUCAACCACCCGACCACCCCGGGCCAGUACAUGUUCAUGCUCUGCUACAAGAACGGCGGUCUGGCCCGCGAGAAGGUCCGGGACUCUCUUCCCGCCCCAUCCAACAGCUCCGCAGACCCCUGGGAGACCUUCAACCAACACGCCCUCUCCACCCCUCCGUUGGACGUCUCCUCACCAGCAACCGACAAAGCCAAACUGGGCCUUUACUUUUACCUCCCCGAAAUCGUCCCCAACAUCUCAGCCGGCACCUGGCGGUACGAGUGCUCCGCCACCGACGGCUCCGAUCUCCAACCAGUCAGCCAGCCUUGGCCCGUGGAAAAGGAUGCGCGCAUCAUCGUCGAGUCACAAGCGCUUUCCAUGCGUCUGCGCUCUCAGAACCUUGUUUCCACGCCCCCCUCCACCCCCUCUGGAACGUCGUCGUCGUCCUCUUCUUCGGCACUACCGGCCCAACCCCGCCGCAUCUAUCUCGUUGGAGGCGGCUCUCUGAACCCGGCCAUUGCACGCAUCAUGGGCGACGUGCUAGGUGGCGUGGAUGGGGUGUACAAGCUCGACGUGGGCGGUAAUGCGUGUGCACUGGGAGGAGCGUAUAAAGCCGUUUGGGCGUUUGAGAGAAGGGAUGAGACGGAGACGUUUGAUGAGCUGAUUGGCAAGAGGUGGAAGGAGGAAGGGGCGAUACGGAAGGUGGAUGAGGGGUAUAAGAGGGGGGUGUUUGAGGGGUAUGGGAAUGUGUUGGGGGCAUUUGGGGAGAUGGAGGGGAAGGUUUUGGAGGUGGCGAGGAAUAAGUAAGGGUGGUAUUACUGAUGGUUUAGAUGAGGUGGGAUGACCGAAAUCUGUCGUCUGUAACUGUGAGAUAACAAUGGCUUAGACAAGAGAUUCUAGAGGUUGGUUGUAGAGGACUCGGAUUGCGCUCUUCACUUUGCACGAUCCUUUUGAUAUUGUCAAAAUAUACAUAACCUCUAGAAGAAUAGGGAUUUAUACUUGGACUCAG